This is a messenger RNA of Diuraphis noxia (Russian wheat aphid), 755 nucleotides long. RefSeq lists its product as uncharacterized. NCBI's taxonomy places the organism in Eukaryota, Metazoa, Arthropoda, Insecta, Hemiptera, Aphididae. The record is from RefSeq and is a predicted model, not a curated record.
UCGCCGUUGACAAAAUAUUKGAAMACCUAAAAACGCAACAACAAAUCAGGCAGCCGAUAGAACGUUUACGGUCUUUACGAAACGAUUUAAAUUCAAAUWACAUUGAUAUCCGUUUGCCAAUUUUUUUCUGAAAAGUCAACAGGAAGCAUCGCAACAUGAACUUAGACUGUAAAAAAGACGAAUCAGCACUAAACAAAGAUGAGGCAAAGCAUGGACGGCAUGAUGCUCACAAAUAUCAUGACACAAUGGGUGAAAUUGUACAAGACCAAGGGCUACCUGUUAAUGUGAAGAACAAUCAUGGAGUUGAUUUAUCACCACAAAAAAAAGAUGARGAUAAACAUGGACGGCAUGAUGCUCACAAACAUCAUGAUACAAUGGGUGAAAUUGUAAAAGGACAAGGAAUACUUGAUAAUGUGAAGAACAAUCAUGGGGUUGAUUCAUCAACACAAAACAGUGAUGAGCCAAAACAUGGACGGCAUGAUGCUCACAAACAUCACGACACUAUGGGUGAAAUUGUACAAGACCAAGAGUUGCCUGAUAAUGCGGAGAACUAUCAUGGAGUUGAUUUGGUUGAUGACCAAGUAACAGAAGUAAAUCCGAAUAAUGGAAUUGAAGAGUCUGGUAACAGUGUGGAUCAAGAUCUUAAUAUCAUCACAGCUCCACUUAAUAUUUAACAACUUGUCCAUAUUGAGUUAUUCAUGACCCACAUUGCUAAUAUAUUAAUGCUAAGUAUUUAAUUGCACAAUUUCAUACUA